Molecule: messenger RNA, 4938 nt
Organism: Chilo suppressalis (striped riceborer)
Lineage: Eukaryota; Metazoa; Arthropoda; Insecta; Lepidoptera; Crambidae
Source: the annotation of a GenBank genome assembly
GCUUACUUUCUGUGUCUGUGGGUAAGGUUAUGUUGACUAGGUAGCGGGUUUAGAUUUAUUUUUACAGCAUUUUUUAUAAUUGAUUCCAAUAGGGUCAAUAAUAAAAGAGGUAUUGAUAGACAUGCCUCUACUAGAUGGAAAAGAAAUUGAAAUCUUCUUCAGUGAAGAAGAUUUGCCAUAUGAAGAAGAAAUAUUGAGAAAUCCAUUUUCAGUUAAACACUGGCUAAGGUACAUUGAACAUAAAAAAGGUGCUCCUAAACAGCAAAUUAAUUUAAUUUAUGAGAGAGCUCUCAAAGAAUUGCCUGGAUCUUUUAAAUUAUGGUACAACUAUUUAAAAAUACGAAGAAGUCAAACAAGGGGAAGGUGCAUAACUGAUCCUUGUUAUGAAGAAGUAAAUAAUUGUUUUGAAAGGUCGUUAGUUUUCAUGCAUAAAAUGCCUAGAAUAUGGAUGGAUUACUGUAACUUUUUAACAGAUCAGUAUAAAAUUACAUCAACUAGAAGAGCUUUUGAUUGUGCUCUAAGGGCUCUACCAAUUACUCAACACCAUAGAAUAUGGCCCUUCUAUUUGAAUUUCUUAAAAAAACACAACAUCCCAGAAACAGCUAUAAGAGUUUUUCGGAGAUACUUGAAACUGUGUCCUGAGGAUACAGAAGAAUAUAUUGAUUACUUAAUAUCAAUUAAUAAGUUGGAUGAAGCAGCCUUGAAAUUAGCACAUAUUGUAAAUAAUGAAAAUUUCCAAUCUAAACAUGGCAAAUCAAACCAUCAGCUUUGGAAUGAAUUAUGUGAGUUGAUAUCUAAAAACCCAGAUAAGAUACACUCUUUAAAUGUGGAUGCUAUAAUCAGAGGUGGCUUAAGACGAUAUACUGACCAAUUAGGCCAUCUAUGGAACUCACUUGCAGACUAUUAUGUGAGAAGUGGUCUUUUUGAGAGAGCAAGAGAUAUAUAUGAAGAAUCAAUACAAACUGUUACCACAGUUAGAGACUUCACACAGGUUUUUGAUGCAUAUGCACAAUUUGAAGAACUUAGUUUAAGUAAAAAAAUGGAAGAAGUGGCUAAAAAAUGUAAUCCUACAGAAGAUGAUGAUAUAGAUUUAGAAUUGAGGCUUGCAAGAUUUGAAUAUCUUAUGGAAAGAAGACUUCUUCUUCUAAAUUCAGUUCUCUUGAGACAAAAUCCUCAUAAUGUAGCAGAAUGGCAUAAAAGAGUUAAGCUAUAUGAAGGGAAACCACAUGAAAUCAUAGAUACAUAUACUGAAGCUGUUCAGACUGUAGAUCCUAAAUUAGCUGUAGGAAAAUUAUACACUCUUUGGGUUGGGUUUGCAAAGUUUUAUGAAAAAAAUGAUCAAAUAGAAGAUGCAAGACUAAUUUUUGAAAAAGCUACUCAAGUGAAUUAUGCAAAAGUAGAUGACCUAGCAUCCGUUUGGUGUGAGUGGGCAGAAAUGGAAAUCAGACAUGAGAAUUAUGAGGAAGCACUCAAAUUAAUGCAUAAGGCUACAGUUCUUCCUAGUCGAAAAGUAGCAUAUCAUGAUGAUGCUGAAACUGUCCAAAUGCGCUUAUAUAAAUCACUAAAAGUUUGGUCUAUGUAUGCAGAUUUAGAAGAAAGUUUUGGUACUUAUAAAUCUUGCAAAGCUGUUUAUGAUCAUAUCAUUGAUUUGAAAAUAGCUACACCGCAAAUAAUUAUUAAUUAUGGUUUAUUUUUGGAAGAGCACAAUUAUUUUGAGGAAGCAUUUAGGGCAUAUGAAAAAGGAAUUGCUCUAUUUAAAUGGCCUAAUGUUUAUGAUAUCUGGAAUACAUAUUUGACAAAAUUUUUAAAACGGUAUGGAGGAAACAAACUUGAAAGGGCAAGAGAUCUUUUUGAGCAAUGUCUAGAAAAUUGCCCUCCUGAAUUUGCAAAAUCCAUUUACUUGCUAUAUGCCAAACUAGAGGAAGAACAUGGAUUAGCCAGACAUGCAAUGUCAGUUUAUGAACGAGCAACAACUGCUGUUCUACCUGAGCAGAUGUUUGAAAUGUUUAACAUUUAUAUUAAAAAAGCUGCUGAAAUUUAUGGUGUACCGAAAACGCGCCAAAUAUAUGAAAAAGCAAUAGAAACAUUACCUGAGGAAAAAGCAAGAAAGAUGUGUAUUAGAUUUGCAGAGAUGGAGACCCGUUUGGGUGAAAUUGACAGAGCACGUGCUAUUUAUGCACAUUGUAGCCAGAUGUGUGAUCCAAGAAUUACUGCAGAGUUUUGGAACACAUGGAAAGAAUUUGAAGUAAGGCAUGGCAAUGAAGACACAAUGCGUGAAAUGCUUAGAAUCAAGAGAAGUGUACAGGCUACUUAUAAUACUCAAGUGAAUAUGAUGUCAGCACAAAUGUUAAGUUCUGCUGCCCAGGCAGCUGGUACUGUUUCGGAUCUUGCACCAGGAAUGAAAGACGGUAUGCGUAUGUUAGAAGCUAAGGCAGCAGAAAUGGCUGUACAAAGUAAAGGUAAUAUUAUGUUUGUACGAGGUGAAACUCAAGGUUUGAAAGAGAGCACAGAAAAGGUAGUUAAUCCUGAUGAAAUUAAUAUUGAUGAAGAAUCUGAACACAGUGAUGAUGAAGAUGGAGAAGUUGCUCCUCUGCAAAAGAAAGAUAUCCCAGCUGCUGUGUUUGGUGGUCUUAUUCCAGAGACAAAGUAAAAUUUCAAUAAUACUGUUGAAUAAUAUAUCAACUUUUAUUGACAAGGUUACUUAUUACACAAUCCUAUAAAUACAAGCCAGAUCAAUAUUUACAAUAAUGAAUCACAUUCUUUUAGUUAAUUAGAUACAGAACUUGUAUAAAUUAAUUAAAACCCUAAUUAUCAACAAGAAUUUAUACAUUGCAAGAAUCAUCAACAAAUUAUCAGUUUAGGAAGAGACAUUAAAAAAUCUAUUGUGUUAAAAAGUGGGCAAUAUGUUAUUUUUAUCAGGUUAAUUAGCUAGUUGGAUAACCAGAUGAAUUCAUAUAAUAUCUCUAGGAGGAGUGAUAAAAUGUAAUGAAUUAGAAUACAUACUUUGUUGUUCAGAGUAAUUUAAAAUGCUUAUAUCAUUAUGAACUCCUCCAAACAUAAUUAAUUCUCCAUUUCCUUUAACCAAUGAAUACAUAACUAAUUCUUCAGGUGCUCCUCUCAUUUCUCCCAAUCUGGGGCAUAGCCAAGACACAUAAUUUAAUGAAUUUCCACCUGUAAUACUGGAAAUAUCUAAUACAUGCAUUGCCAGGGUAUUUUUUUUUAUUUUUUUUACUUCUGGUUGUCUCAUCUGCUGGUUAUCAGGUGGUUCAGGUUCUCUUCGAUUUUCGAAAUGAUCAAUUUGUCUUUGAAAUAUGAGACCAUUUGGUAGAUAGCCAUCUGGAGGGGUGUCACAUGCAAAUGCUGCCAUUCGGUAUCGGUUACCUUCUUGUAACUGACGAACUAUCUUUAUCUUUUUAUGUUGCCUUCUGUCUAAUUUUCCCAAAUCAAGUCUACUUGUAGAUUGAUUUGAUUCAGAACUAGGACCAGCAAAAUGAUAACUAUUUAAUGUAUUUUCUUUUGAAGCAAUGACGUUUGGAGUUCCUUUUUUAUCACAACUAGGACCUGCUACUGGUUCAUUACUUGGAUUUUCUUGAGCCCGUCUUGCAGAAUUUGAAGGUGGCUGUCUAGGUAGUACUCCUCUUUUUCCAUUUAUAUUUUGAUCUCUAUCUAUAGGUCUCUGAAGGCUCUGUUGAACUCUUACUGCCACCGGAGCACCUUCUGGCCUACUAAGAGCUGAUAAUCUAACUGCAGAAGUGACUAAUGGUUUAGCACAAUGCCAUCCAUUCCUGCUUCUACUCAGACUCACGACUUUGUCACCUACUCUGCAUGCGGGAUUGCACCAAAUGUUGGCUGCAGCCCAUUCUUUAUUUUUUACAGCGAGUUCUUUCCAUGUCCAAGUGGGACCUUUCAUGGUUAACAUCCAACAAUCACUAUAUACAAAGCGAUUACGUAAAGUUUGUACACCACCUAAUAACAGUACUCUGUCAGAAUCCAAAUCUAAGAGAGACUGAGCAUACCUAGGUGAUGGUCUUGGUUUUGUAGUUGCUUGUUUCCUCCAGGACACAUUAGGUAUGUCUAAGACCCACACAUCAUUAGAACAUUGUAUUUGAUAAUUCUGAGCAGCAGGCAUAACUAAUCCACCAAAAACAACCAUUUCAUCACCUUUAAUACAUGCAGAAUGGCCUGCCAUAGGAGGUGGAGGGUUGUUUGUAUUGACCAACAUCCAUUUAUUAGUGUUCACACAAUAGAAGUGAAUUUCAUUAAACAUAGUCACAGUUUGAUAAUAUUGUGAUAGUGAAGGAUAUGUCCACCCACCAAAUACAAUUAAAUAUUCUUUGUAAUUAACCAUAGAGGUGUAAGCUUUCGGUACUGGAUAUGUUCCAGUGGCUAAAGGUCUUAUCCAUUGUCGAGUAGACAAAUCAAAGCGCCAAAGGUCAUUGAACGAAGUUGCAUUAGUUGUGCAUCCUCCAAAUAUAUACAUAUUGUUUUCUAGAAUACAAGCUGCAUGUGAGAAUCUUUUAGUUAUAGUUGGUGUCAUAUCUACUGGUGCUAUAUUUUUCCAUAAGAUAUUGAAUUCUGCCACAGCUUUUACCAAUUUGAGUGAGGUUUUACGUAAAACAUUUUGACCACAAUUGUACCACCUUUUACACACCGUCAUACAAUUUUCUAAAUCUUUAUAAGGGGGUAAAAAUCCUAAAAUAAACUCCAAAACUUCAUCUGGAAGAGCCUCCACUGUAGUUUGCAAUGUUUGCUGCCGUAAAGAUUGAUGAAUUACAUCCAUUUUGAUUAAAGAAAUAUUUAAAGUACCAUGAGAUUUCCUUAAUUAUCAUGUUGCAUGGUGAACUAACUAUUAAAUUUAUUGUUUUAUUUAUUUCUUCGUAUUAUUUAUCGUGUAUGCAUUCAUUUCUUUCAAAUUAUUCCACAGACUGCACAGCACAG